AUGUCUUUAGCCUGCCAAAAAGAUAGUUAUUUGAGAGAGUUGAAAUGUGUGGUGAAGUCAUGCAGGGAGGCAUCUCUGAAGCAGGUUGUCAAUGGCAAAAAGGCAGAAGUGAAGGGUUAUGAAGUUGUGCUUUCGGAUACUGUUCUCUUUCCAGAAGGCGGUGGCCAGCCAGAUGACCGAGGAACUAUUAAUGGCAUUGGUGUGCUGAGUGUUGUUAGGAGAGGGCUGGAGGCAGUCCACUUUGUGACAUCAGAGUUGAAAUGUGGGGAGGAGGUUCACGUGCAAGUGGACUGGUCCAGGAGGUGGGACAACAUGCAGCAGCAUUCUGCUCAGCAUCUCAUAUCAGCCCUGGCCAUUUCUAUGUACCAAUUCAACACAACUGCAUGGAACCUCGGGGAGAGCACGUCCUUCGUUGAACUGGACACUGCAGAGAUGACCACCGAACAGAUGCUGGCCCUUGAGAGGUCAACCAAUGAAAAAAUCCAAUCUAACCUCAAGAUGUUUCCGAGGUGGAUUGAUGAUAAGGAGAGUCCCGAAGCCAAGGAGAUACGAUGCAGAGGACUGCCCGAUGACCACGAGGGUUCCAUCCGCGUUGUGACCAUAGAAGACGUUGAUGUCAACCUCUGCUGUGGGACUCAUGUGUCCAGCCUGGCUCACCUGCAGAUGGUGAAGUUGUUGGGGGUUGAGAAGGGCAAGAAGGGCAAGGUCAACCUGGUUUUCAUAGCUGGGGAUCGCGUCCUCAGGUACGUGGCAGGCUGCUUUGAACGCGAGAAGGUCUUCACCGCCAUGCUCAAAGGAGGACCUGAUGAUCACGUUGACCUGCUGCAGAAGAUACAAAACUCUUUGAAAGUUGCACAGAAGAAUGCACUAACACUUUUAAGAGAGUCGGCCAUGCACGAGUGUGAGAGACUGAAUGGCAUGUCUGAACCACCAGCCUACCACUGCUUGUACAAGAAAGAAGGUGACAGUGAAUUCAUGAACAUCAUUGCUAACAAUGUUUCAAAUAAGAACAUGCUGUUGUUCCUGAGCUGUGGGGAGGAGAGGGGUGCCGGUCUGUUUCUUGUGUCUGGUGACCCUGGUGAUGUUCAACUUCUUGGUCCCAAGAUAGCAGAGUUGUUGGAAGGUCGGGGGGCGGGCAAGCAGGGCAGGUACCAGGGAAAGUGCAAUGCCAUUCAGCAGAGGAACAAAGUGGAAGAACUCAUCAGGACACAUUUCAAUCGAUAACAACCUGCAAGGAUGUAACCAUGGGAGACUUGUUUUGGACUGCGGUCCUCCUUUCUGCAGAGGAUUGCUGGAUAGUUUCUCAAACGAAUAUUGAUUUUAAUUAUCAAUUAGUUUUAAUUAUUAAUUAAUUAUUUUAAUUAGACUCUUCUU
Messenger RNA from Helobdella robusta, 1374 nucleotides. RefSeq lists its product as hypothetical. Lineage: Eukaryota; Metazoa; Annelida; Clitellata; Rhynchobdellida; Glossiphoniidae. The transcript is spliced from 13 exons. Gene Ontology annotation, molecular function: nucleic acid binding; ATP binding; alanine-tRNA ligase activity. Bases 1 to 1224 code for a protein of 407 amino acids. The record is from RefSeq and is a predicted model, not a curated record. Gene Ontology annotation, biological process: regulation of translational fidelity; alanyl-tRNA aminoacylation.